AUGAGUAUAUUAAUGGGAUACGACUACUUUGACAAAUCCGAAGACUUGAAGAAAAAAGUAACGGAGAUCGAAAAAAAACAGCAAGAUAAUACGGCCGAGAUUCAAAAGAACAAGACCGAAUUGAUCGAUCUAAGUGAAGUUGGAAGAAAUCCACCCGUUCAGAUCGAUCUUGUACAAAAGGCCGGAUUUCCGCCUGGAUUUCUUGAAAGUGCAGUCAUUUCCGAAACUAACCGAAACGAUGCAAAAUUCAUCAUCUUUAAAGUAAGUGGAUUUGAAAUUAAUCAGGAAACUCAAUCUCCAGCGUACGGAUUUCGUACGGGAAAUACUGGAAACGUCGUCAUGUUUUGUGAAACGCAACGCAGCACGAUCGUUCGUACGAUGUUCACGUUCUUUUACAUGGCAAAUAAAAUUACAGUUUACGGAUUAAAAUUUAGAGAUCUUGGUGCAAGUGGAAAAGCGACCGUUCGAAAAGGUGCAACGACUCUUAAAUGUUUGCUGGUGACUUAG
Molecule: messenger RNA, 507 nt
Organism: Paramuricea clavata
Lineage: Eukaryota; Metazoa; Cnidaria; Anthozoa; Malacalcyonacea; Plexauridae
Source: the annotation of a GenBank genome assembly